AUGGCAAACCACGACCACGAAGUAAACCCAACUUUGAACAAUUCAUCAUAUCCCCAACUCUCCGAUAUAAUCUUCAACAACACAACAAACAGUUCCUUCAACAAAGUACUCGGCGAACUCAAGAAGAGUACUUUAUCGAUACCAAAUCGACUCCGUUCAAUCAAACAAGAUGCAAACUUUGUAUCUGAAGUUGCUUCCGCAUAUGCCUUACCGCUGGUCGCAAACGAGAGAUGUGGAAGUUGGUAUAUUCCACCAGAGCAAAAGAAACAGAGUGCUUAUUUCAAGAGUACGGAUGGACACAUGGCGCAGUGGAGUUUUAGUUUGAGAAGAUUGAAUUUGCAAGUUUUGGAGACGAUAGGAGAGUUUGAUGGAUGCAUUAUUGUCGAUUCAACGCGAAGAGGCAAGAGCAUGCCUGAUGCUUUGUCAAAAACGAUACCGAUCUGGACAACAGUCAUGAACCGUGUCCUGUUUCCAGAACGAACAGAGAGCCACGAGGUAGCCACACCACCAACAGUGGUAGGAGAGUCUGAACACGCCCAAAUCGCUGCACGGAUAUCUGGCUUUGUCGAAGCUCUGAAGACGCUAGACCUUGAUCUUACGACCGUCCGUGAAAAGAUCACCAAACCAUUACGACCCAUCUGGGUAACACCAACAUCGUCGUUGCCGAGUGAAGCGCCAGAGUUCUCUGACUUUCAUCCAGUGGUCCUUCUCACAGCAUCUUCCCGUGUCUCUGGUUCAGAAUCAACGUCCGAGACUGGAUAUGUUCAGGGCGCUGCCGACGAUGCAGAGGCCUGGGCUCAAGGUCUGACUGCCCCACUCUUCUGGCAACAUAGUGAAACUCUGCUGUCCACACCUGAAGACAUGAUCGAAGAAGUGAUUGCAAGUCUAGUGGCACAAGGUGGUGCCAGCAAAGGAUCACAGCUCACUGCGAUCGGACCUGAUCAGCGUGUGGUAAUUGGGAUGAUUGACGCCGCAGAGACAGACGCACGGGAAACAGAUAUCGUCAUCACGGUAUCGCCAAAAGAGAGCAAGGUCUUGCGAUCGAAGAUGAGAUCACGGUACCUCCAUCUCACGCUUGCGGACGGCAAAGUAGGGAGUCGGAAUCUGCGACACAGUCUACCAAACCUCAUCACUUCGGUCAAAGCACAAAUCUCUGCAUCCCCAACGUCUCGCUUCGUGGUUACAGACGCCAAUGGCAAGGACCAGGGCGUAGGUGUCGCGCUGGCCAUCUUGUGCUUGUUCAUCACCGAUGAUGGGAAUUUGAGGCCUGUUAAUGAGGUCAAGGAACCGCCAAAUGGUCUCAACAAGCAGAUCAUCAAGCAGAAACUCAGCUGGAUAUCGGUGGCCAAGCCAGAUGCCAAUCCGAGUCGGACGACUCUGCAGAGUGUGAAUGCCUUCUUGCUUGGAUAG
Molecule: messenger RNA, 1410 nt
Organism: Aureobasidium namibiae CBS 147.97
Lineage: Eukaryota; Fungi; Ascomycota; Dothideomycetes; Dothideales; Saccotheciaceae
Product: initiator tRNA phosphoribosyl transferase
Exons: 2
Coding region: 1-1410 (469 amino acids)
Biological process (GO): charged-tRNA amino acid modification
Cellular component (GO): cytoplasm
Molecular function (GO): tRNA adenosine(64)-2'-O-ribosylphosphate transferase activity
Source: RefSeq, a predicted model, not a curated record